AUGCGACCCUUUGACAUUGGAUGCCAAAGAUUUUCCAAACACUCGUCWCAUCAAAGGAGUUUACAAGUUCCUUCAAUUUGGCACAGAUCGACUCAAUUUUUCCGUCGUUCGAGCGCAAAUCAUUACCAUGAUGCCCAGUAUAAGUCUCUUCGUGCUUCUCCUUCUGACGGCUCAAGUUCUCGUCCCGGUAUUUGGCUUUUCCUCGAUCGCCGACAGUCGUCACCACAAGAAUCUUAGCUCUCGAAAGCCCCACGUCGGAUGGACUACUGCAACUACCGCUGCAAAUGCGGUUGGCUCGAAGAGUGUUGCGGAAACUGUCGAUCGAAAUGUUUUUAAGGACUAUGAUGGACCAAUCGUCCUCAUGGGAUGCUCUUCCGACGAGGGAAAAGAAAUACAUCGCUUGGCCGAAUCCUUUUUGUCUCAAUAUUACCCCGACGUAAAUAAAGACGAAGGAAUCAUAAGCGCAUCGCCUUCGUCGGACUUCAACGAUGAAAAMWUUUUAUCUCUAACAUCGAGCGGGAAGGCUGGAAAGCAACCUAAUAUUGUGGUGAUGGACUUUUCGGGACUGCAGGCGGAACGAGAAACCCGAUUCGUCGAAAUGGCGGAAAGCGUUUACGCAGAGAAAGGGCUCCUGUCCGUUUACGUCAAUGUUGACGCAUCCAGUACAUCUACGAUGGCUGAUGACAGCAAGGACAUCAAGAGCCGUUUGGAAGAGGAUGUGUUCGUCAAAUAUUCUGACUACGAGUUGUGUAUCAAGAACGAGGGAACAACGGCACAACAAAAUUGGGAGCACAUUGAAUGGGAGCUCGCAAGGCUUAUAGCACGUGCACGCCUGGCUCCGGCUAUCCCUGGCGCAUCCACACCAUCAACAAACACGGCACACCUAAGUAUGGGCGAGAACACUUUCUUCCUGUCCCUUAGUUUUCCGGAAAUCAACCAGGUGGAACCAUACGUCGAAGAAAUGUGCGUCGACGUUGAUGCCAUGGAAUAUCGAACUGAUCUAUUGUCGUGCAGAGAUUCUCGCUUUGAUUUAAUUUAUGGAAUGCAACUCCUACGGAGRUACUGCCGACCACAUGUAGUACGAUCACCUGCACUGCCAGUGUUUGGACAAGUACUAGAGGACGUCAUGCCAAUUGUCUACACAGUACGAACAGAACAUCAAGCAGGAACUUAUCCGGACGACGAAGACGGCAUUUCGAAAAUGUUUGAUAUUUUAGAAUGGGGAUUGCGGGGUGGAGUGGAGUGUUUGGAUGUUGAAAGCGCAUGGGACAAGGAUAAAACGGAUGCACUUUUGAAUAGAGCAGAGGAAAAGUAUUCAAGUCAAAUUCUUGGCAGCCACCAUGUUGUAGGAACCGAGAUUUCUACGGAAGAGGCUGUUGGCCUUUUCCAGCAAUGUGCCCUGGAUGGUAGAGCUCAUGGUGCAAAGGUAGUGUUGUCGAUUGAAUCACAAGACAAAGACAAAAUGGCACAUCAGGCCGCUCUUUUGUCCGCAUCUCUUUCUGCCCGGGAUGGUAAGCCCGUCAUCCCCAACGUUUCGUUGAUCCUUGGGGAUGUCGGGCAGUUUUCCCGCAUCAUCAACUUGCCUUUCACGCCUGUGACUCAUGAAUCUCUACCRUUCAAGGCUGCCCCAGGUCAGCUAUCGGCUAGCGAGAUUAUGGCGACUAGGGUUAUCACAAAGAUUGUCACUACGAAACGUUAUGCAAUUCUUGGACAUAACAUCGCAUAUUCGGUCAGUCCUCAAAUGCAGGGCGCAGCAUUUGCUGCCGCCAGAUUACCACAUCAGUACGGACGUGCAGAUGUAGAGACCGUUGAAGAGUUUGUUGAAUCUGACUUUUUCAAAGAUGACGCCUUUGGUGGAUGCAGCGUCACCAUUCCGCACAAGCAGUCCAUCAUUCCUUAUGUWGAUGUCAUGAGUGAUGCGGCUUCUACCAUUGGUAGUGUAAAUACAUUGGUUGUGCAAGAGCAACUCGACGACGCGGGAGAUAGCAUGAAACGAGUUAUUUUUGGAGACAACACGGAUUGGAAAGGAAUCUUUAAUCCAUUGGAACGAAAAAUUGGCGUGCGAACGGAAGACGAAGGAUCUGGUGAUUAUGCCUUGAUUAUCGGUGGUGGAGGUACUGCCCGGGCAGCAGCAUAUGCGGCAUCUAAACUAGGCCUCAAGCGUAUCUAUUUCAAUAGAACUCCGUCAAAGGCACAAGAUCUGUCGGACUCUUUCGGUGGAAUCGUUGUCACUAGUCUCGAAAGCAGUUCGGAUGAAGCAAGCGAGGGAAAAAGUCUUGAGGACGUGUUGCCAGAUGGCGCAUCGAUAAAGGUUGUUAUUAGUACUUUGCCAGCUGCCGCUGAGUUUGUCUUGCCAAAAUGGCUAUUGGAAAAGAAACCCGUUGCCUUUGAUGUGAACUACAAACCGUAYCACACGAAAUUGCUGACUCAAUGCGAAGAWGCUGGCCUUCAAGUUGUCAGGGGAUCUGAAAUGCUCUGGGAGCAAGGUGUGGGUCAGUUUGAAGCUUGGACGAAAAGGACAGCUCCCUACGCUGUCAUGAAGAGCGUGGUUUUGCAGAAUUGUAUCCCACAGGAGGAAUAAUCUUUUUAGGUACCGUACGGACCGCAAAAGUUUUGACUUUGCGAGUGCAUUGAAAUAUUGCCAAGGCUUAAUCCAAUCACAUUUUUAUUUUAAGAUUGGUUGCUUUGGGACUUUUCUGAACAGAAAACCAAGGUAUUUAUUAUAGAUGAUAUCAAACGCUAAAUAAAUCUACUUACGAAUC
This is a messenger RNA of Pseudo-nitzschia multistriata, 2762 nucleotides long. NCBI's taxonomy places the organism in Eukaryota, Bacillariophyta, Bacillariophyceae, Bacillariales, Bacillariaceae. The record is from the annotation of a GenBank genome assembly.